Schizophyllum commune H4-8 is the source of this 680-nucleotide messenger RNA. RefSeq lists its product as uncharacterized. The transcript has a single exon. The record is from RefSeq and is a predicted model, not a curated record. NCBI's taxonomy places the organism in Eukaryota, Fungi, Basidiomycota, Agaricomycetes, Agaricales, Schizophyllaceae. The coding region runs from base 61 to 396 and encodes 111 amino acids.
CUCAUAGAGCUUCAGAAUAGUUAUUAUGAUGUCGCUAUGCUUCCUUUAACUGGAAAGUGAAUGACUCGGAUGCUGGCCAUAAAGCCACCACCGCGGAGACAAACACGAGCAAACCUACAACUAAUAACAGUUACCUCGUCUUGCGCCCGCUACCGGGCUUACGUAUGGCUCUCCCUUCAUUCAAUUUCAGCAGGUACUCCUAACCUUUCCGCGACCACCAAAGCCUCUCUCGCUCUUAUAACUCCCUACGACAACAGCGCCCAAUUCCUCAUGCAUCCCCAUCGGGCGCUUGGCACAGGGGUAGCGCGCACGCUUCGCAUCUUCCGAUUGCGUGAGGUCGUGGGUUCAAAUCCCACAGUGUCCAUUGAAGAAUUCCGUGGCUUUUUCGAGGGUUGAAAAUAGGAUUUUCGAAAGGAGAGUGGAGGAGGAAGAGGUAGCGGACGCAUCUGCACCGACAGCAGCUUCGUCCAGUGCGAGAUUGUCGUUGAGCAGUUGCUGACGGUGCUCAUAAUGCCAGCCGUCGCUCAGAAAUCGAGGGUGCACAGCUUCAUAUUGACCAAGAAACCGUGCGUAGCUACUCUACAUAGCAGAGCAACCGCCCUCGAUGGCCUGGGGUACUUGUUUGGUGGAAGAAAACCCGCAUCGCUAGAGCGACGCAGACUUCAGAUGACUCCCGCCGA